AUGUCAUUAUCCAGCGCAGAUUUCACCGGUUGUCAUGCCCGCGCAUUGUACGAUUUUGUCCCGGAAACGGAAUACGAAAUUGCCAUGACCGCAGAUCAGCUCGUGUGGGUGCAGUACCGACAAUAUCCCGGCUGGCUUGUUGCCGAUGUAAAUGAUGAAACGGGACUGAUCCCCGAAUCUUAUGUGGAACUCCUUUGA
Molecule: messenger RNA, 198 nt
Organism: Radiomyces spectabilis
Lineage: Eukaryota; Fungi; Mucoromycota; Mucoromycetes; Mucorales; Radiomycetaceae
Exons: 2
Coding region: 1-198 (65 amino acids)
Molecular function (GO): protein binding
Source: RefSeq, a predicted model, not a curated record